UUUUUUUUUGCUUUUUUCUAUUUUCUUCGUCUGCUUCAGCGAAUCAUCAAAGUCUAAAUUUUAGAAAGGAACAAUUUCCUUCUCAUAAUUAAUAUACUAACACCUCAAAAUAAACUAAAAAAAGAAAAAGAAGUACACACAAAUUAUACUUCUUAUUAUAUUAUUCUCUUUGUUUCUGUCUCGUAUAUAAAAGACUCUUGCCCCCUUCCCCUUCACGGCGCAAUUCCGAAGUAUUUUCCUCUCUAUCUCACACCCUCUGUCUCUCUUUCUCCCCAGAAGUUCACACCAAAAGACUACGUCGUUUCAUAAAUUUCCUUACGCCAAAAAACAGAGAGGCAGCCGUUUCUUUUAAUUUUCCUUCUGGUUUCUGAUAGUUUUUUAUUCGCUGAAUUGUGCACUGCGUGAGAAUUGAGGACGCUGAAGCGUCGAUAGCCGUACAAUUGAGGUUCUCUUUACUUUUUAAUACGUUUUCGGUGAUUUUUACGGUUAGCAACUGAAAAUCCUUUUCAUAACCUGAGAAUUUGUUUCGUUUUACUCUGUUAAGUACUGCUGAUAGUAUAAAAAAGAGGAACAUAGGUUUUUGAGAAGGGUUUGUUGAAGGGGAUGGUAUAAGAAAAAUUCAGGGUUCGAUUUUUUUGUUAUUUACUAUAAUGGGUCUGGGUUCUUCUUUGACAGCCGUAUCGUUUUGUUCUUUCUUGUUGAAGGGGUAGAAUUGUUAUUUCAGAUGAGAGUCUUGGUCUUCUUAGUUCGUUCUUGAAUUUUGAAGAACCCUAGAAGAAGCCCUUUUAUUGAAAUAUAAGGAAAAACAAACUGCUAUGUCCUUUUAAUUGCAGAAGCGCUUAUUUACAGAAUUGCCCUUUUUGAGAAGAAUUUUGGAAACUCUUCAGUAAGAUUUUAUUAGUCAGCAAUACCAUAAUUGAUGUUUCUUUGAAUUGAUUGAUCAAUUGGUUGAUUUUUGACGGAAGUUUGGUGACCUUAAAAGUAUAUAUUGUAUAGAAGAAACACAAAGCAAAAACCUAAGUACAGUGUAUAGAAAAGUUUUGAAGAAUUUUGGAGUAUAAUAGUGAUCAACUUAGACAGUUCAUGUUAGGCAAGCUAUUGGAUAAGUGAAAGUGAAUUUAAGGGAACAGAAGAGUUUUGGGAAAUAUUGAGAAGUUUAUAAUCUGUAAAAAGAAAAUUAGAAAUGCAAAAAUUUUUCUUUCUCCAUGAUAACGUUUAGAGAGAGUUAUGGAAAGAAGUGAGCCUUCAUUGGUACCGGAAUGGUUGAAGAGCAGUGGCAAUACUAGUGGUAGUGGCAGUGGCAAUUCAAAUCACCAAUUUACAUCAUCAUCUUCGCACUCAGACAAUCAUUCUGCAUUGAGGCAGAGAAAUAAGUUGUCUGUUGGGAGUGAUCAUGAUAUAGGCCGGACACCUAUUUCAGAUAGGACCACUUCUGGGUAUUUUAGAAGGAGUCAUAGUAGCAACGGUUCUGCCCACUCACGGUCUUAUAGCAGUUUUGCUAAAGUUCACCGAGAAGGGGGUUUGGGAAAAGAUAUUAAUGGUUACCAUGAUAGGGAGAAGGCUGUCCUUAGUGACCAUAGUAACCGUAACUCCUCCGAUUCUCUGGAUAGCAUGCUUCCAAUCAUGUUUGAGAAGGAUGUCUUACGGCGUUCACAGUCUAUGAUAACUGGAAACUGCAGUGACAAAUGGCCUAGGAAAGUGACAAAUGAUUCAAGUGCCAACAACAAAAGCAAUUACAGCAGUGGUAAUGGUUUGCUUAGCAUGUUUAGCACUGCUGUUUGUAAUAAAUCUGCAUUUGAACGUGAUUUUCCUGUGCUUGGUGCUGAAGAAAGACAAGUUGGGUCAGAAAUAGGAAAGGUUUCAUCUCCUGGCUUGAGUACUUCUGUGCAGGGCUUGCCAGUGGGUACCUCAGCUGUUACUGGCAGUGAUGGCUGGACAUCAGCUCUAGCAGACAUUCCAGUUGCUGUGGGAAGCAGUGUUGCAGGUGUUGCAGUUGCUUCACAAAAUGUUUCUGUACGUUCUGCUUCUAUUGCUCCAGCUACGACUACAAGCCUUAAUAUGGCUGAAACAUUAGCUCAGAGGCCUUCUUGUGCUCGUACACCUCCCUCGUUAAAUGUUGGAACUCAAAGGCUUGAGGAGCUGGCUAUCAAACAGUCAAGGCAACUAAUACCCUUGGUGACAACAUCAACACCUAAAACUCUGGUGGUUAGUCCUUCAGAGAAAUCAAAAGCUAAAGCUGGGCAGCAGCUGCAUCCCUCACUCUCUCUUAAUUACACACGUGGUGGAUCUUCAAGAUCAGACAGUCUAAAAGUUUCUAAUGAGAGCAGGCUUCAGAUACUCAAACCAUCUCGAGAACCUAAUGGGGUCUCUUUAACUACAAAGGAUAAUUUGAGUCCUACUAAUGGAAGCAGCAAGUUAGUGAAUAGCCCACUAAGUGUCACUCCAUCAGCUGCUGCAUCUGCUCCUUUUAGGAACUCAGGCAAUAGCCCCAGGUUUGCCACUGCUGAUCGUAACCAGACUCCAAUCCGGAUAACCGUUGAGAAGAGACCAACAGCUCAAGCCCAGAGUAGGAAUGAUUUCUUCAACCUUCUAAAGAAGAAAUCUACUACAAACCCUGCUUCCUCUGUCCCUGAUCCCAACCCUGCUGUGUCACUGUCUGUCUCAGAGAAGUCUGAUGAACUUGGCACAAAAGAUUCCAGGAGUUCUGUUACUCUGCAUGAUGGGGGUGUUCCAUCAUCGGAUAUGUCAAUUGCUGACUUGCCAACUGACAAUUCGAGUGAAAGAACCCACAAUGGAGAUGCUUAUACUGAGUCUCAGCAGUGUUCUAGCAAUGGAGACAGGCAUUCAAGCCUUAAUGCGAUUCUUUUUCCUGAAGAGGAAGAGGAAAAAUUUUUACGUUCCCUUGGUUGGGAAGAGAAUGCUGGAGAUGAUGAAGGUCUUACGGAGGAGGAGAUUAGUGCCUUUUUCAAGGAGUACAUGAAACUGAAACCAUCUGGAAGACUUUUCCAUCGAAUGCAGUCUAUAGUUCCAUUAAACUCUAAUAGUCAUCUGGAUUGAGCUCAAUGGAUUCCAAUGGAGAAGCUUUGACUAUAAAAAAUUUUUAAUUGACUUGGGAAAAUCUGAUUGGAUUUUAGAAAAGAAAUAUAGGAUGCUAUGUGUCUGUUACUGUUUGUGAGAGUGGAUUGGAAUAAGCUACAAACUGAUCCAGUCCUAAGAAAAGCAGAGAUUUGUUCUUCCUUUUUUUUUUUUUUUUGACAUAGGAUUUCUAAGAUAUAAAAAGAUUUAGAGCUGAUGGUAGGAAUAGGUUUUUAUUAUGUCUGCAAUGUAAGGAUUUGCUGGGGGUUAAUAGUUUACUGUCUCUGGGUUUUAACUUGUGGCUGAGGGGCAAAAUUCAACAAAUAGCCUAUGUUUUUAUUCAUCAUUUGAAAAGGAAAAAAUAGGAAAGAAAAAUUAGUUCUUGUUUUUUU
Molecule: messenger RNA, 3467 nt
Organism: Durio zibethinus
Lineage: Eukaryota; Viridiplantae; Streptophyta; Magnoliopsida; Malvales; Malvaceae
Source: RefSeq, a predicted model, not a curated record